Molecule: messenger RNA, 1026 nt
Organism: Pestalotiopsis fici W106-1
Lineage: Eukaryota; Fungi; Ascomycota; Sordariomycetes; Amphisphaeriales; Sporocadaceae
Exons: 2
Coding region: 1-1026 (341 amino acids)
Molecular function (GO): oxidoreductase activity, acting on single donors with incorporation of molecular oxygen, incorporation of two atoms of oxygen; iron ion binding
Source: RefSeq, a predicted model, not a curated record
AUGGUUGCUUUCACUAAAUUGACCAUUGCCUGCUUGGCUGCCGCCGCCGCCGCUCACCCAGGCCACGAAGAACAUGUCGUGAACAAGGCAGUGAAACGUAGCUUUAUUGCCCAGUCGAAGCGAUCUCUCAACUCGUGCGCCGAAACCCUCGAGCGUAGAGGAACCCUCAAGCGCGCCGAGGUUCGUCGACAGGCAUACGUUGACGAGCUGGUCAAGGCACGAGCACUCAAAGCCCGCGAUGCUGCUACCGUCCUCAACACGACCCACCACUCCGAUCUGACCGGUAUCACCGUCGACAGCGAUUCCUCGGCCUACUUUGGAAGCAAUCACACCUGUAUCUUGGCGCCGGAAGGCGAGAUUGGACCGUUCUGGGUCAAGGGCGAGCUCAACCGCGAGGACAUUGUCGACGGCGAGCCCGGUGUGGUCAACUACCUGCACGCCCAGUUCAUCGACGUCAAUACGUGCGAGCCCGUCACCGGUCUCUGGUGGGACGUUUGGAACUGCAACUCAACUGGCGUCUACUCUGGUGUCCAGGACGACAGCAACGGAAACGGCGAUGAUGCUUCAAACCUGGACAAGACUUUCGCCCGCGGAAUCCAGCCCACCGACGAGGAUGGUGUGGCCUCGUUCCGAUCCGUCUUCCCUGGUCACUACUCCGGCCGCGCCACCCACGUCCACGUUGUCGCCCACGUAGGCGCCGGCCUUCUCGAGAACGGCACCCUCACUGGCGGCAACGUCUCGCACAUUGGACAGCUUUUCUACGACCAGGAUUUGAUUACCCAGGUCGAGGCCACCUACCCUUACAACACUAGCACGGUCGACAUUACCCUCAACUCUGCCGAUCGCGUCUUUAGCCUCGAGAGCGAAAACGACAAUGACCCCGUCUUUGAUUACGUCUUCCUUGGAGAUGAUGUCACUGAUGGCAUCUUCUCUUGGAUCACUAUUGGUGUCGACCCUACCGCCAGCUACGAAACAAGCUAUGCUGCGCUCUUGACCGCCGAUGGAGGUGUCUCGAAUAGCGACUAA